Marasmius oreades (fairy-ring Marasmius) is the source of this 1644-nucleotide messenger RNA. RefSeq lists its product as uncharacterized. Bases 1 to 1644 code for a protein of 547 amino acids. The record is from RefSeq and is a predicted model, not a curated record. The transcript has 3 exons. Lineage: Eukaryota; Fungi; Basidiomycota; Agaricomycetes; Agaricales; Marasmiaceae.
AUGAAUAUGGACAAGAUUGAAGAAUACCUGGAGUCUCUUGAGGAACUUAUUUACUCUUCUCUUGAUGCUGCUUCUCCAGGUUAUAUCAGAGAAACCAUUAAUCAGCUUUGGAUCGACAUCACUCGUUAUGGCCCUUCACUUCCCAACAUGCCAGAGAUACGAUUACCCGGUCUGGGAGAUUUCGAGGUCCCUCCACCUCCCCCGCCUCCACCGCCUAGCUCCUUGUAUGAACGAUCUUGCACCUGGGCUGAGAAACACCCAUGGAAAGCUGGCGGUAUUGCCCUUGGCGCAGUCGGUACUGGGUUACUUGUUGGAUAUGGUGGUGUCUACAUGAAGGCGGUCAAGGCUCGGAAAGCCCUCAAAUCCAGUUCAAGUACUGAAAGAAGACAAGUUGUCGUCGUACUUGGUGGAGAUACACCGCUGGGACAUCCUCUGGUCCUUGACUUGGAGAGGAAGGGGUAUAUUGUUAUUGCAAGUGUAACUAAUCAAGAAAUGGCUGAUGCCCUUGAACGUAAAUGCCGUGGAUAUGUGCGCGCUUUAGUGCUAGACCCAUCAGAGCCUGAAACGAUACCACUGUUCCUUCGUACCCUGUCUUCGGCUCUCUCCCGCCGUUUCCCAAUCACAUCUGCAGGGGACCCAUUCGCAUCACCAGCUUCCCAUCCGUACAUUCACUCUGUCGUGUCGUUAUUGACCCUUUCACCUCCUUUCACACAUGCACCACUUGAACAUGUCUCUUUCCAAGACGCCUAUCUUCCGUACCUCACACACACCCAAGUAACGCCCCUACAAGUCAUCCAAUCUCUCCUACCUCUUCUUCGACAUGUUCCAUCCGCAGGCAAGAAGUCCAUUGUCGUCUGUCUGCCAGCCACUGAAACUCGCUUCGGAUUACCGUUCUCCUCUAUUCAAUCAAUGAGUGCUGCAGGCACGAUGAGGGCCGUAGAAGUCCUGAGGAGAGAGAUCAGCGUCGCUGCAAUGACAGGGAAGUCUGAGACCAUGAAAAAUAUCAGAGUGGUAGCAAUCGAAGUUGGUGCCUUCAAUGUUGGCAACGAACGUCCCCAGCAUUUCACCCCUCUGGAGGCUAUGGAAAAAUGGACUGCUUCGGAAAAGAUUACGUACGGCCCGGCGUUUGCAGCCAUCAUUGAUUCUGCUCGCUAUGGACGAGAACAUAGUGUACACAGGCGACCUACAGACGUGAAGGUCCUCGUGAAUGGUGUUGUCGCUAUCGUGAGUAACGGACAAUUAGGGGGAUCGUCUGCGUCUUUCUUGAGUUGGUUCAUUCGACCACGGUGGGUUUGCGGGGAACGAUUUUCCGUUGGUGCUGGUGCUCGGACAUAUAGGCUUGCAUCAUAUCUUCCUACUAUACUUCUGGACGCUCUCCUAAAUAUUCCCCACUUCCUUAUCUCGAUCCGAAAUGCCCUACUUCCCUCGCAGCCUUUCCUUGUACCACGUCCUGCCAUGAAGCCCAGAGCCGAAACCAUUACUACUGGCCUCCGGAGACGAGUGGACGAAGAAAGCGGGAGUAGCAACGGCAUAGAGCACUCCGAGAAUGGCUCAGAAGCUGACGUGGAGAGCAAUUCUGGAGAUGGGUCUGGCGUCGAAAGUAGUUGGGUCAGUUUAAAAGAAGAGAAGGAAAGGUCUACCUAG